This is a messenger RNA of Apis mellifera (honey bee), 5086 nucleotides long. It is a transcript of the gene HnRNP-K, whose product is annotated as heterogeneous nuclear ribonucleoprotein K. The coding region runs from base 384 to 1721 and encodes 445 amino acids. Gene Ontology annotation, cellular component: nucleus; cytoplasm. The record is from RefSeq and is a predicted model, not a curated record. Gene Ontology annotation, biological process: regulation of transcription by RNA polymerase II; regulation of mRNA splicing, via spliceosome. Lineage: Eukaryota; Metazoa; Arthropoda; Insecta; Hymenoptera; Apidae. The transcript has 13 exons. Gene Ontology annotation, molecular function: mRNA binding.
ACCCAGAAACAAUCGCCGAGAAACAUCGAGCGGACAGCAUCGUCCGAGACAGUUCUGUAAACUGAGGAGGUGGAGGAGGAGGAAGAGGAAGAGGAAGAGGAAACAAGUUCUCUCUAGUUCGGGAGGGGGGGUUGCCGUUAAUCCUCGUGCCGUCGAUGCGAUGCCUUCCUCCCCAUCGUCAUCGUCGUCCAUCUAGCUACGUCGCCAACUUUUGGAUUUGGAUUCUUUCUUCUCGUCAGAUCCCAUCUUCUGGUCUCCGUCCUCUGUAGAGUUCAAGUUGCAAGGGAGAGACGUUGUGAGAGCGAAGCGCAGGCAGUAGCUCAAACAGGGUUUACUGCCGAUCCAUUCCGGAGGGAACCGCGGCGUACAUCGUUAUUGAAAUAAUGAAGAGAGAAGCUGAUGCAGGCGCUAUGACAGGUUCUGGAGGACCGACGAGUCCUCACAAGCGUUACAGACAGGGUGACGAUGAACUUCGUCUUCUGAUCCCCAGCAAGGUAGCCGGUUCGAUAAUCGGCAAGGGUGGCCAGAAUAUCACCAAACUGAGGAGUCAGUACAAAGCCUCAAUCAUUGUACCCGAUUGCCCCGGACCCGAACGGGUGCUUACCAUCAGCUCGGAUCUGCCCACCGUACUCCAAGUGUUGAACGAGGUCGUACCUAAUCUCGAGGAGGUGAGUGUUGCUACCAGAAGAGGAUCACACGGGAAAAGAAAUGACUCAAUCAACGGAUCUCGACACGGGAGCGACGAGAUCGACGUGCGCAUGCUGGUGCAUCAGAGCCAAGCCGGAUGCAUAAUCGGCAAGGGAGGUUUAAAGAUCAAGGAGCUUCGCGAGAAAACUGGGGCAAGGAUCAAGAUUUAUUCUCACUGCUGUCCCCAUAGCACUGACCGGCUGAUCAGCAUCUGCGGAAAACCGACCACUUGCAUCGAGUGCAUUCGCGAGCUGAUCGCCACUAUUAAAACCUCGCCUCUGAAGGGAGUGAACAACCCUUACGAUCCGCACAACUUCGACGACUAUUACGCGGACGACUACGGCGGCUAUGGGACCGGCGACGGCGGCCAAGGGAAAGGGGGUGGCUUCGGGGGUCCUGGGGGGCGCGGCGGUGGCGGAGGCGGCGGCGGCGGCGGGGGUAUGCCACCCCGACGCGACAACCGCGCUGGGCCGGGCGACAUGAACCGCGGGUUCCCGCCGCCACCGAGAGGUGGGCCGCGCGGGGGAGGCGGCGGAGGCGGUGGCAUGUCUGGCGGGCCGCCUGACCGUGGCUACGGGGGCAACUCUCGCGGAGGAGGCGGGGGUGGAGGGUACGAAGGCGGACGAGGCGGAUACGGCGGCAAUAGGGGUGGCCCGCCCCCGUACGCCGCUGGAAAUUACAAUGGUGAUGGAUGGGGUAUGCAAGGAGGCGCGCCAAACGGUUUGGGUGGCGGUGCUAACUCGGGAAUGAGCGGCCCACCUAUGGGUGGCAAUAAUCAAGGAAAUCAGGGCAACAUGGGUGGAAAGACCACCACUCAAGUCACCAUUCCUAAAGACCUUGCUGGGGCAAUUAUCGGCAAGGGAGGCGCCAGAAUUCGAAAAGUAAGAUCAGACAGCGGUGCUGGAAUCACUAUAGACGAACCGUUGUCUGGAAGUAACGAUCGCAUUAUCACUAUAACCGGAUUACCAAGUCAGAUACAAAUGGCUCAGUACCUGCUUCAGCAGAGCGUGCACGAGAAUGCAGACCAUUAUUAGGACGUGGUGUAAAGAGGAAGCAUUCGGGGGGAGCCAAAGAUGCGUUUAUAAUUUUUUUAGGGAUACUUCUUCGCGCGAAAAGUGGAGACCGAUUAAAAGCGACGAGAACUUUUUCAUCGAGAGAGAAAAAAAAAAAAAAGAAACAAUAUAAUAUCACACACUUGGCGUUUCUCCUUAUGCGUUGCAAGACCAAAAAAAAAAAAAAAAAAAAAAAGAGAGAGGAAAAGAGGAAAAAAAAAAAAUAAGGGAAAAAAUUUCCUAUUAUAUAAAUAUUAAUCGGUCGAAGCAAAAAAAAGCAAGGAGAGACAGUCUACUCUACAGACUUUUUCCAUUCGAUUCUAUGGAUUUAUGAGCAAGAAAUGCUCACCUGCCUGCUUUCACGAGUCGAGAAACAUGGAAUUGGCAUUCGAGGGGCAAUACCUCCUCGUACAAGAAAGGCCAAAGAACAGCACUAUUUCUACGCCUGAGAUCGUUCUCGAUCUUGCGCAUUUUUUUCUCUUUUUUUAGUUGUUUUUUUUUUUUCCCCCAAUCAUUUUAUAUCACGUGCUUUUCUCCACAGCUCUGGACGAGCUUUGAUAUGAUCAUUUUUUUCUUCUUUUAUUUCCCAUUCGUUUUAUUUCCUUUAUUGUUUUAACUAAUCCCCCCCCCCCCCCCAAAAAAAAAGAGUCCCUAUCGAAACGCACAUUGUUCUCUGUUCCCUCUUUUCUUCGCUGUUUUGCUGCGGAAACAUUGCGAAAUUUGUUCUUUUAUUCGUGGCAAAUCGUAAAAAAAAAAGGAAAAAAAAGAAAAAAAAAGAAAAAAAAAAGAAAAAAAAGAAAAGAAAUUCAUGAAUUUUACAUGUUCAAGUUUCUGACAGCUGAAGGUGAAAAGAUCGAAAAGUUUAAAUAUCAAUGGAAAAAUGUAGCGAUAAAAUCGAAGGAAGGGAGAGAUUAUCGAGUGAAUUGAAAAAGAGCAGAAACGACGAGAGAACUAAAUCUAUAAAAAAAAAAAAAAAAGAAAAAAAAAAUAUCGACUCAUUAUAAUAUGCGGUACUUUUUGUAUAUAACAUAUUACUUUACUAAAACAAAAAAAAAAAAAAAAAAAAAAAAAAAAAAAAAAAAAAAGAAAAAAAAAAGAAAAAAAAAUAAGAGAAAAGAAAUCGUUAACGAUAUCAUUUCCCUUUCCUCAAUCGCUGCCCGCCACCCGUCUAUUGCUGCAUUAUCUUUAAUUAUGACUUAACUGUCGUACGAUUAAGAAGAGUAAUUUUGCAUUGAUCGUAUACUUAUCAAUUUUACCGAUCGAGCGCGUAAAAAGUGUUCGUAAUCUCUUUUUCUGCGAUGUAACUGUUAAGCGUGUAAGAAUUCUAAUAAUAGAGAGUGAUAAACUACUAAGCUAUUAUACAAGGCAACUCUGUUUUGGAAAUAUCGCUAUAUAGUACGAGAUGUUGAAUCAAAAAGAAAAACUUGCAACGAAGUCUGAGGAUGUUUUUUUUUUUUUUUUUUUUUUUUUUUUUUUUUUUUUUUUCUCCCUAGAAAAUAGGUAACGCGCGUUUAACCGGAAAAGGACGUAAUUUGGUUUCUAAGUAAUAAGAAUGGCCAAUGGUAUUAGAAAUUAUAUUGCGUAUAUAUAUACAUCACUUCUAAGAACAUAAAUAUAUAUAUAUAUAUAAAAGGAAAAAAAAAAGAAAGAAAUCACACGUUAUGAUCAUCUGCGAGAAGACAGAAGAAGAAGAAGACGAAGACGAAGAAGAAGAAGAAGAAGAAGAAAAAGCAGCUUAAUGGGAAGAAAGUUUUAUUACUUAUAUGUAUGGAUCGAAAUAUUUAUAAAUUAAACAUUUAACAAACAUCGAACAUCAAGUUCGAACUUUCAAAAGUGAACACCGUAAUGGUCUCUUCGCGCGGGUCGUUCGAAGCAGAGUCUUCUUACAAGAAAAAGCAAAGAAAUUCGUUGGUAAAUUAAUACUAGCCCGAAGUCAAUCCUGUUUGCAUCUUCUCGAGCUCUGCAAAUAAUUCAUCUUGUUUCCACUGAAACUUUUUUAUAUAUACGGUUCGGUUCAUCGGCGAUAGGACGUAACAAGAGUGUUCUCUUUUUGGAGGUUGCAAACUUGAACAAGCGCGCGGGCGCCAAUUUUAAAUAAUAGAGAUUUAUCGCAGAUGAGGAAGAGAAAAAAAAAAAAAAUAAGACAAUGAAAUAAUAGAGAAGAAUCGAAAAGCCGCCCUUAAAAGUUAGAGAGAACUCGUCCUCUUUCCCUUCCGAUUCGAAUAGAAACUCUCACCGCCCUUUUUACCCUCUCUCUCCUCCAUACCCCGAUACAAUGUAAUAACCGUAAUCUCGUAACGAAACGGAAAUAGAAGAAAAGAUGCGAAAUCGUAACCUUAAGGAAAAAAAAAAGGAAAAAAAAAAAGAAAAAAAAGAAAGAAAGAAAGAGAGAAAGAAUGAAAAAAAAAAAAAAAGAAAGGAUUUUGAUGACGCUACGAAGGGCAUUUUUUUUAACGCAUCUCUAUUAAACGACCGGCGCCGGUCGACACGGAGCCUUUUUUUUCUCUUAGGUUUAAAUAAGGAAAACCAAGUCCCCUCUUUUCCAUGAUGAUCCACACAACCCCCCCCCCACCCCCCCGUCCCCCCACAGCGUCGUGUUAAACGAAGAUCAAAAAAAAAAAAAAAAAAAAAAAAAGGAAGAAAAAAAGGAAAAAAAAAAAAUAAAGAGGAAAGAAAUAAAAAGGGAAUCUUUUACGUCCGCGUGAUCUCGAACAGAGAAUUCGCGCGUGCAUUUUCGUUCGACUCACGAUCGAUUGUACCGUCUUUUUCGUGAUGUCGGGGAUGAGAAAUGUUCUUGGCAAGCUUCUCCUCCAAUUACAACGAUGAAUAUGUUCUCGUUGAUUUUAAUCUACAUUUCGGUCCAUUUCUCUCUGCUAUCGGUAUUUAUUUCACAAUGUUGACGAAGGGAAUUCGACGAUGGAAUUACAAAUUAUCCUUAAAUUCUAAAGAGAUUUUCAUUUUGUGUAUAGUUUUUUUUUUUUUUUUAUAUUUAUUUCGAAUUGGCAUCAACGUGGAUAAUAAAUUAUUCGCUUUUUUUUCGUCAGUUCGUGUUCGAACAGUUCAUAUGGAAGCGGCACGGAACAUUUUUUCAUUAUACUCCGAGAUCGAUUUAUGUAAUAAGAAUAACACACGAGAAACAGGCAACAAAAAAAAACAGAGAAACAUACAUAAAUACAUAUACAUACAUACAUAUACACACACGAAAUGCGUGAGAGGGAGAGAAAAUUGGUGUGUUUAGCGUGUGUAUCUCUGUGUGUGUAUGUGGAACGCGUGUCGAGGGAAGAAAGUUUCGUAAUUGUGAAUUGGUCGAGAAUUGGUUGAGAAAAAAAAAAGAAAAUCGAGACAGA